GGUUAUUAUCCGCUCCAUUCCUUUCUAGUCCCAUCCAUCCACACAGACACAUUGUUCACUCACCGAGUGUGAAGAAGGUUAGGGUUUAUGAUCCACACAGACACUCAUAAACUCAUUCCAAUUCCGCUUAUGUGCAGCAUUAUCUAGUAUCAAUCUGACAAAAACACCUGAAGAUGAAUGCUGAAUGUUCGUCUAACGCUCAACAAUUGUCUUCGACUACAAUCAACACACUUCCUCAAACCAUAAUAGAAAACAUCCUAUGUCUUUUACCAAUUCAAGAGGCAGCAAGGACAAGUAUCCUCUCAAGGGAAUGGAGGUACAAGUGGACCACUAUUCCCAAACUUGACUUUUGUUGGUCUGCUGUGCCGGAAAUUAGAACUCAAGAGAAUCAAACAUCUCACGUAGAACGGGCAAGGAAAAUUAUGGAACGGAGGCGUAAACUUUUCAAUGCUAUACCCCGAGUUCUGUUAAUGCACCAGGGUCCAAUACACGAGUUCAGCAUUGACUCGAUUGAAAACUGUGACUGUUUUGAACUUGAUCCAAUAAUAUUUCAUUUGUCUAGGAACCAUGCUGUCAAGAAAUUAAAACUAGCGUUUGAUUAUAUGUAUCCGCAUAAGUUGCCCUUAUGCGCCUUCUCUUUGCAUCAUUUAAGAGACCUACAUCUCUUUAAUGUUGUUAUUGACCAUCAACCAAUAUUCAGUGGAUUUGGUAGCCUUAGAAGCUUAUGCUUGUAUUCUGUAAAGAUCUCUAAAAAUGCUCUUCUUCAUCUUUUAUCUAAUUGUCCGUCGCUUAAGAGGUUCACUUUGCUAGGAUCUAUCUGUGAUAAAGAUUGCACAAUUAUUGAGCUAUUUGAUUGUCUACAUGUGAUUGAAGAUCUGACUAUCUACGGGGACACUCCCGAACUGCUUGUUCUAGACUCGGUUCCAAACGAGCUUCCAACCUCACUAAUCCACCUCAAGUACUUUUGUUUUAACGAACUGUAUUUCGGUGACGACCAUGGAUUAAUCUUUCUUCUUAUUUUGAUCAAAUGUUCCCCAAACUUGGAGAAAAUUGAGCUAGACAUUGCCGAGGGUAUUGGUGAUGACAAUGAGACGUUGUUUGGUAUAUUGGAAAAAUACUCAGAUGUUCGGUUGGAGCAUCUGAAGGAAUUGGAGAUUCACUAUUUCAGCAACUUGAAGCAUGAGAUGGAGCUUGUGACGGUUAUCUUGGCAAGGUCACCCAAGCUGAAGAAGGUGAUCAUACAUAGUUUGGUUGAAAAGGAUGAAGAGUCGGAUAUGUUAAAAAUUCUCUUACAAGCCUCACGCGCAUCACCUGUAGAAAUCGUUGUGAGAUCUAUGAUAGAUUAGUUGUAUUGCUACUUUUUUGUGUUUUCUUUCUGGUUAGUCUAUGGAGUUCUUUUGGAUGUUGGCAAUUACUCAACUAGGGUAUGUAUAUUCAUAAUGAUUAUUAAAUGAAUCAAAUCAUCCGAGUUAGAGCUCGUGUUUGUAAAAAUGUUUUCAAGUUAAACUUGAGCUUUAAAAA
Messenger RNA from Helianthus annuus (common sunflower), 1521 nucleotides. Its product is annotated as F-box/FBD/LRR-repeat protein At1g13570-like. The transcript has 5 exons. NCBI's taxonomy places the organism in Eukaryota, Viridiplantae, Streptophyta, Magnoliopsida, Asterales, Asteraceae. Gene Ontology annotation, molecular function: protein binding. The record is from RefSeq and is a predicted model, not a curated record. The coding region runs from base 174 to 1346 and encodes 390 amino acids.